Lytechinus pictus (painted urchin) is the source of this 7718-nucleotide messenger RNA. RefSeq lists its product as uncharacterized. Lineage: Eukaryota; Metazoa; Echinodermata; Echinoidea; Temnopleuroida; Toxopneustidae. Gene Ontology annotation, molecular function: protein binding. The transcript has 9 exons. The record is from RefSeq and is a predicted model, not a curated record. Bases 671 to 3991 code for a protein of 1106 amino acids. Gene Ontology annotation, biological process: signal transduction.
GACUUUGAACACCGUGCGUGCAGUAUACCAGCAGCACCGCGCGCAGUGCAUGCAUGACAGCUAGCUAGAUACUCGGUGAUGGGAACGUCAUAGACCGUUUGCUAAUAUUUUUGGAGUGGUUGGUCGAGAAUUAAGAAACAUGAUUUCCACCGUCUGGUUGUCAGGGUCUUAUUAAUUAUUAUCUAUCUUGGUGACAUAGUCAUAGGUCCAUGAUUUGACAGAUCUGCAGGUCAGCUAGUACUAGUAUGGCCAGGACCGGGGCCAGGUCGCCAGGAGCUGGCACCAGGCAGGGAGAUUCUCCAAAAACUUUGGUAGCCCAAAUACUGUCCCCAACUCUUCUCGCUGAACCAGGGAGUUUAAGGAGGUAGAGAUCAAGGUCGGGUGCAUCCAUGGAAUUCGGCGCAUCAAUUUCUAUUCUAAUCCAUUCUAAUGCGCGGCAACGUAUAUGUAAUUGUUUUCCCCCCUCUAUUUUGAAGACAAGGGGACUUAACUGCUUCUCAAGUUCCAAAACAGCUUAGAUAGUGUGAUGUUGACAUUGGAAUGCUUUAAUAGAACAGUGAUUAUUCUCUGAGAAAAUAAUAAAAAGACACUCAAGCAUGUACCAGCAUCAGUGUAUCAGAUAACCGGACAUCCUUUCUAUAGCGGCCUCGAUAUUCAGAGCGCAUUCAAGAUGGGAGGUAUACCACCUGCAGAUUUUGGCAAACUUGUCAACGCUCAGCAAAUGGUUGGUGCGCUGACAGGCAAGUACACUCCAGGACAAAUGAACAACAUUAUGGGUCAGCAAGCCAACUUGAGAGUUGACAGGAUGGAAUUGAAUAACAAUGUGAAGCUGACUGGUCAAGAAAAUGGGAGAUACAGGCAAGAGGAGAUUUCAGAGUGUUGUGUUACUCCAAGGAAGGAGGGUUAUGGCGGAUGGUCUGGAGGAAGGUUUGCCUUUGACCAAGAGGAACAUCUUAGUCACGUUCUUGUGGACUGUGAAAUGGACAGAGGGGCGAGGAAGGAAAUGAGUUGCAGGGCUGUAGGAACCAUGUCAAGCGAUGGCUGCAGUUCAGAGGGUAGUUUGCAGACGUAUAGAAAUGACAGGACUCAGCAAGGUGGGAGUUUCUCCUCCUUACUCAGCGGCGGAAACUCUGCUUACAGCUCUUUAUCGGCAAGCUUGAACAAUGACAUGAGUUUCCUCCAAACACCCUCGGAGCUGAUCACUGCCAGCACCAUGAUGUGCUCCCGGCCGCUCCUAGACUGCAACCCAUCACCAUCACCCCCAUCCCUACCCCCGCAGCAACUGAGACCAGACUCCAGUGGCUUCUCUUCGGAGGAGAUGAGGAGGAAGAAGAAGAAUCCCUUGCAGGAUGCCUUUGACCACCCAGACUUGGUCGUGUGGUCGGACACCAAGAAGUUUGUGGUGCAGUGGAACAAGGAAGGGAAGCUUGGUUUCACAAUAAAGAAUUUCAAGAGCCGAGAUGGAAGCGAGGUCUACGCCAUGGUCACCUCUUUGAAAGGACCUUCAGUGAGGAUGAGUGGACUAGAAAUAGGAGACCGUGUACUAUCAAUCAACGGUACACCCAUCCACCAACAAGCAACAGCUGAAGUUUCAGCAAGUGAAGUCUUCAAGAAGCAGAGUCGAGAUAGUCCAGUCUCUAUCAUCAUACAGAGACCCAAGGGUGCUCGGUCGAGAAGUGUUACCAAUUCAGAGAUGUCUUCUCUGAAAACAGCAUCCAGACAAGGCAGCAUCAGCGAUACCUUUAGUAAUGAUGACAGGCUUAUGAAACGACUACCAGAUUUGAGACUGGUCAUCAUGGGUAGCAAUGCAGAGGACAUUGCUGAACAGUUGGUUGGUCCUAGGAUUUGGUCCAGGAGACAAGAUGGUCUUAUGAGCAGAAAAUGUUGCGUGAAGAUACAGAAAAAGGGCAGCACCUUUGAGUAUCUGUCCUGCAGGUCUCACCAAAUCAUGGACAUCUUGAACUCCAUCAAUAAACCUCGCCAUGUUGGAUCAAAUGGUGUAGAUGGGUCUUCAACCACUGCAGAAUGUGUGGUGUUAGAAGUGGUCGUGGUGAAAGAUACUAUGUUUGCUGAUUAUUGCAGUCAGUUGGUCAUGUCAUCCAAUGCUAUGUACAUUGUUGGAUUUGAAAGCCAUUCAUUCCUUGCUGACACAGAAAAGCAUAUGCAAGAACUACAAAGACAAUUGAAUAAGAUUAGGACGUAUGCAUCUUCAAAAUCCCCAGUCUAUCUUGUUUCAAGCUGGCUGUACUUGCCUGGCACCUCUGACUCGGUCAACAAUAUUGGUGCACAGCUACAUGAGAGGUUUGGUGAAGCAUUUGGAGGACAGCUUCAGUACCACAAGAACUGUCCAUGUUUCAUGAUCAGCAGAACAUCCAACCAACUGCCAUCAUCUCAGUCACCUUCCUGGAACCAUUGCCAGCACCUAGAUGACAGGGUUGACUGGAUGGAAGAACCGGACCAAGUUCCAUCAUUGUCUUUGAAAUCUUCCUACUCUACCUGCCUCAGUACCUGUGCUCCUGAAGCUUGCUUGAAUUUGAAGGAGCACAUAUCAAGGAAUGUCUUUGAGCAGGGGUUCUUGACCAGAAAGUCCUAUCCACAGAAGUUCCUGUCCUACAGGGCUUUCGUGGUUGGACUGAGAGAUCAGAAGCAGAAGUGCGUGCUUACAUCAGGCAUAAAGAGGGCAUGUAAGAUUACAGACAGUGAAGAACUGACUUCUCUCCUAGAGUACCUGCACAAUCAGGGGGUCAUCAUCUUAUCAGCUAAUGAGAAAGAAGAACCACACCAUUCCUUUGUGGCUCUGAACCCUGAAGAGCUUGUCCACAUCUGCCAGCAUCUCCUGGAAGUUCCAGAAAUGAGCCGUCAAGACCAUUCCUUGCGCCAGCACUGGAAUGAUCUCAGGACCAAGUCGAUAUUGAGCCAAACUCUCCUAACACAUCUCCUUGGUGUAGAGUCCGAUGCAGCUUGUCUUACCGCAUGUCUUCAACAACUCAACCUCAUCUAUGACUACUCCAUGCUGCUGCCCAAUGGUCUCUCCUGCGACAGUCCAAGAACACAGAGAAGUUCCCAACAAGCCCUCUACCUGGUGCCCUACCAUAUGAGCACCUUGCUGCCUCGUGGUUCGGCUUCCUGCAGGGACCUGUCAUCAGAGAGAGUCCUUCUGGCAGAUUUCAAGGGGUACCGUCCUCAUGGUCUCCUAUCAAAGCUUGCCAUAGAGCUUGGUAGAAUAGCCUGCAAGAAAGGUGGGACCUUCAAGUUCUUGAGGGAAUCGUCCUGGGACUUCAACAUGGGUGGCAAUUAUACGGUGUACUUGAGGGAUGAUCCAAGAAGUUGCAUGGUGAAAUUUAUCACAGUGUGUAAGGUAGGCUUUGUCUUACGCAAUGUGCUGGUUGACAUAAACAGUGCUAUCCUAAAGGUGAUGAAAUCUGAUGACAGAUUUGUUUUAGGACCACCAUGUCCUUUGCAUAAAAAAUGCAUGUUUCAGCAGGAGCUGAGUGGCCAUACCAUUUCCCAUGUCAUUGAUUUGACUAAGGUUUCUGGAGAACGCCCUCUAUGGUGUGGAAAUGAAGAUGUCCUCAAGUUCAGAGAUGUUAGAGAAUGGAUCGUCGCCCAAGGGAAAGAGAAGCAGCCAUCACUGGACUCGUCUGGGAUGAUCCUAUCUGAGGACACACCCUACUCUGACCUUCCGUCUGACCUCAUUCAGCUUGUUUCUAGCAAGAUGAAUCUACCAACAGUCAGGGGCAGGGACUGGAGAGGAUUAGCAGGUCAACUAGGUUGCACCAUAUCUAUGUUGAAGGAAUUUGAGGCCCCACACCCGCAUUGCUAUGACCCAUGUGGAAAACUCCUUGACGACUGGGGUAUGUCGAAGAAUGCUACCCUUCGCAACCUGAUUAGCCAUCUCGGACAUCCUGACCUUAAUCGCCAAGAUGUCAUCAUGGAGAUAAAGCAGAAGUGGAAAGUUGUGAGUAGUUCAACAAUGACAACAUCCCUUUGACUUCUUGUAGGAAAGGGUCAGGCUAGGAAGAACACUGCCAUCAAGAACCUGAUCCAAACGUUGUGGACAGCUUCUUAAGAGAUCAAGGAUGACUUUUUGGUCAAACAUAUAAUCCCAAUUGAGGCCAUUUAACAUGUUAACAUGUGUAUCAAAGGCCUGAAUCGCAAUGAUUUUUAGUGGUAUUUCUGGCUGAAAACAUUCUCGGAAGUCCAGAUCAUACUGAAAAUCAUGGAAAACCUUUUAUUCAUGCCAUUAACAUCUUGUUUCAUGGAGAUAUCUUCCUCUGAAAAUACUAUCCUCUGAAAAUACUAUCCUUGAACAUUCCAGUUCUGGAAGAAUUUGGUUUUCGGGGCAACUGAUCCUUUGUUCCUACAGUUAAAUAUGGACAUUUCCUGAAGGAUACAGGAAGCUUUGAAAUGCUGCUUGCAACAAACAGAUAAUUGUUUACAAGUAUAUGUUUAUGGUCCAUCAUCUGAAAUAAAGAUUGAGUUGUUUCUUAUUCAUGGUUUGGACGGUAUUUUGCCAUCAUAGUUUUAUAUAACAAUCAAGGAAACCUGUGAAGUGCCAUGUUGUAUCUUUGAAUUAACCUUUCAUUCCUUCAAUUCCCUUUUAAUCCCUAUCUUUACAUUUCAAUAUAUGAAUGGUUUGAAUAGUUUUUCUUUUCAAAUAAUUGAAAUAAGUUGAGCAUUUCACCAGUAGAACCCCUGCAUCAAAUGAGGGCGUCUGUUUUAGGAGAGUUGGAAUCAUUCUCACCUCCAAAAAUCAAACACAACUUCAUUUUCAUCCAAUCAGAACCAUACAUUUAGGAUAUAUGUUUGAUUAUCUGGCUUGUGUUCAAACUCAACUCUUUCUGAAACAGGCUCCGGUAAGAAUAAUCCAAACUUGUGAAGAAAGAAAACAUUCCUUGUAACUUUCCCCAAGUAAUUAUGCUAUUUUCCAUAGCUUUAUGACAUCAAAUUUCUAUUUGCUACCUUUAAAAUAAUACCCAUGUUACACAGUUUAUUUUCCUAUUAUCAAGAAUAUGACAGCCAAAACAAACAUAAAGGAUCUCAUCACUUCCUUUUCUAACCACAGCCAGCUGUGUUUUCAGUCUGUACGAAAAAAAUUCCUCUACAUUCUAAAUUUGUUUACUUCUUGUUUAUCUCCAUGGCAACAUAACAAACCUCAUUCCUGGUUUUGCCUUCAUGGAGAUUUGUAUUCAUAGUCAUGAGUAAUACAGUGAGUUCUUUCCUUCUGAAAAGCUAAGAUGUGUUUCCUUAAUUACUGCACAUCGACUACACCCCCCUUCCCCCCUGUCCCCCCCCCCCCAAAAAAAAAACACAGGCAAAGGGCAAAGUUCAGCUCCCUGAAAGUGUCAUUUAAAAAGCCUUCACAUUUUGCAAAAGUGCUGAAGACGGCUGAAAAAUUUUGCUAUUGAGUUUAAUAUAAAAUCAAAUUGCUGGAUUCAGGGUAAAUCAAGCCUCUGUACAGGGGAGAAAGUCAAAUUGUAAUAAUAGUCAUAUUAUGUGUUUUAUGUUCAUUUUGUAUUAUAAUACAUCUACAUGCAUAUCUUCAAAUUAUAUCAUCAUACAUUUUACUAAGUAUCUUUCUCAUGAAACUUAUGAAAGGAUUUUGUUUUUUUCUUUUUGUUUGAUGUUGUAAGAUAUCAUUCAAUAUUUCUUCAUCUCUUUAUGAAUCAAAUCAUAGUAAGUUUUCCCCCAGAGGAACCUUAUUGUUGAUCUGGGCACUGUCUUACAAAGAGUUACGAUUGAUCCGAUCAAUCGUAACUCUAUGGAAGUCCAUCAGUGUCUUAAUUUUUUCAACAGGAAAUUUGCACAAUGUUCUUUGUAAAUGAAGAGAAGCACAGUGAAUUAAAAAAAAAACCAAUGAAUUCAUGAAUAUACAUCAUAGUUAGAAAAUACUUUGAACAAACAUGCAUAGUAGAUUUUGACCUUGCUGGCCGUCCAUAGUUGUGAUUGAUCAGAUCAAUCGCAACUCUUUGUUAGACGGGGCCCAGAUGUAUGGCUCAUGUACCAUUUUCAUCCUUUAUUUACUUUUUGCUUGACAGAAUAUCUGUGACAUACCAAUCUUUUGCCAAAGCUUACAACCCUGUGCAUAAUUUUAUAAAAAAUGUUUCCUCAUCUGAAAUGUUUUGAUAGGUAUUAUCUGAUAUAAAUUGUAUAUCAUGAGAAUAAUAUAUAUUUCAAAUACUUGAUUUCAAUAUUUAUCCCCAUUUUUCUUUGGUUAUCAUUGCAUUGAAAUUGUGUUAAAAGUGUACUUUGUAUUUUGUAUCACUAUGUUUCUUUUAUCUGUUUUCGACCUGUACAAUUCAUUAUCUUGUGAGCUUUUUUAAUUAGGUGGCCACGUUUAAGCUCUAUCUUCUCUUGAGGGGCAUACCAAAAUCUUUAUGUAACUCAUUUGAAUGUAUAUGCAUACCUUGAUGGUUACAUUUUGAAUUGAAAAGAUAAAUUUAUGUGAUAUGUAAUACUGUAUUUUAUACAUGUAUAUUAUUAUGUCAUAUUUUGAUAUAUUCAUGUACAUCAAUUUAUGAAUAUGCAUUUUCAUAUCAUGCUAUAUAUAAAUUGUGCGAGUGAAAAAUUUUGUGAUAUCCUGCAUUAUAACUUGUCAUUGUGAUUAUGAUACAUUUCUUCCAAUGUAUAUCCUUGGGUAUUUCCCAUCACAGAUAGGAACAAAUAUUUUACAAAAGUAUACCUUUAAAGGUGCCUCCAUUCAUAUUGACACAAAUCACUUUUUUUAAUUGAUAAUGUGAAUUUUUGUUAAUCAUUUCCAUUUUUUCAAUUUUUAUUGCUCAAACCAAUUUUCUUUCAUAUGACCCUGAAAAUGAUUUAAUAAUUCAACUGCAUUGUGGUUUUGAAUAUUGAAAUUUAAUUAUUGAGGGAUUAUUCAAAAAAUUUCUAUCAAGAACUAAAACAAUUGGAUUGACAACUGAUUAAGUGCAUUAGUUAUUUAUUGCCGCAACUCAUUUCAUCAUAAUGAAGACACAUCAUUUACACAUGUAUGGAAAAAUGAAACAUUUAUGAUUUCAUGUAAUAACAUACGAAAAAGGAAAGUGGGGAUGUGACAUCAUGUAUGAAGAAAUCAUUGCAGGAACAGUAAAAAAUAUAGUGGACAUGAACAAGGAAGUAUAGAAAAUUUUUGACCCAAAACCAACAAUAAUCGACUCCCAAUGUCAAGAGGCCCAUUAAAUGUGUUGUGCAAUAGAAUAUUAACAGAGUAUUCUCUUAUUCAUCAAUGAGCUAAGAGUGUGUCAACCAUUGCAAUGUGUUGACACCCUCUACGUUCGUUGUGAUGUGCACGGAGACAGGAUAUUCAAAUUUUGUUUUGCUCCCUCAGUCUUUGGCAUGUAUCUUAUUCCCUUUCACAAUUUACAUGUACUUUAAAAAGACCUUAGAAUAUAUUCCUGUUUAUGUUGUAUCUUACAUUGAUGAUAAUCGGCUGCAAACCUGUGUCACCUUUUUAAAGUUAAGAUAGCAGUCAUUAAUAUGUAUGUAUUUUCUGAAAAUUAAAACAAAUUUAUAUCUAUUUUUGAAAAUUUAAACCUUUGAAAAUGAUAAUGAAUUGGUGCACAUUUGUUAUCUCAUGCUUAAAUAUGAUAAACAUAUAGCAUUAUACAUGUAUAUGUAUGCUUUUUAAUACUUUACCAUUCAUAAUAAACUAUUGGUGCACAUUUUUUAUAUCAUACUGAAAUAUUUUUAUUAUUCAAAGAUUAAAUUUGGAAAUUCAUAUU